CGAUUCGAAAGCGCCAGGUUUGAUGGAAGCACGUGACAAUAGUUUUGAUCUUGACACGAUACACAAAUCGAAACCCAAACCGCUGCUCAGACAGCACUCACACUCUCAACCUCAAUCUCAGCCUCAAUCUCAGUCGCAACCACAUCACUCUACACACUCAUACCCGGCCAGGCAACGCAGCGGUCAGUGGUUGUCAUCGCCGUCGUUUUCCCAGUCGCAAACCUCGUUCAGUCAUCAACGGCCACGCGAACACUUUCCGUUGCGACACCAGCCACUGUCCUAUCCACAGGAACGCCCACACAGCCAAAGCCAUCAUUUACACUCGUAUACUUCCAGUUGCACAUACCCAGCCACCUCCGACUUCAAGUCCUCUGCGCCUGUGCGCUCCCAACACUAUCCUCGUGAUGCGUUCCAAAGCACCUCAUUUUCAAAUCCGGUGUGCAACAGCGACGCCUAUAGAAACCGAAUCAGACACAAAAACUCAGCCAGCGGCUCCAUCUCGAAUACACCGGACUUCGAUUGGUCAUCGUCAUCCUUCUCGAAUAUCGAUGCAGUCACACACGCAAUACGUAAUAAGAUAAUUGUUGAGGAGGACGAGGAGGAUAUACUAAGCACGGAUAGGUUUUAUUGAAGAGAUUUCAGCGACACGACACACAAGGCACAAAACGCUUUCAUAGUAUCGUAUUGCGACAGGCAAGAUUAUGCAAAGAUAUUUUCAGAGCGACAUUGCACAAUAUGUUUCAAAACUGAUCCAAAUAAAUAGGCUCUACCCAAAACCGGGGGACAGCAUUCAUAAGACAGCUUCACAUAAUAAGAGACAAACCGAAUACAAGAGUACUACAAGUAUAAAUAUGUAUAAGGCUAAUCAUUCAUACACACGUAGCAUACUUAAUUCAGUGCCAAAACACAUUUGUACAUUUCCAUCGGAAGAGGCCACUUGCAUUUUUCCCAGCUGUGCGUCUGUGCGCCAGUGGCCCACCAAGUGGCUGGACGGGAAAUACUUACAUAAGUAGUUUAUGAAUAGCACAAUGCUAAGUACAGCCUUAUGUGUCUUAAAUACUAUAUGUAGCUAAUGGUAAUGAGAUUUUAUUUAACAGCAUAUAAGUAUAUACAUACAUACAUGCAUAUAUAUAUGUAUAUAUUGGAUAUAUAUGUAUAUAUAUAUAUAUUGAUAUGUAUAUAUGUAUUUAUAUAUAUAUAUAUGAAUGGAAACAAAACUAAGCAUAAGAUUUACACCUAAACAACAUUGGUGAUGCAUUUCGCCGCAUCAAUUGGGGUCUGGGAGGGGAAUCAUUGUAGUUACGGUAAGCCGUAUAUAUAUUUUUAUGCAAAUGGUAAACUAAGUGGCAGCUUUAAUAAUUUAGUGGAAGUAUAUUAAUCUAAGUAAAUGCAGAAAAUUUGCACACACAUACAUACACAGUCACACCGAAUACACCGCAAUACACUAGCAAAAGUUGACAUUUUGAUCGAUUGAAAUCUCUUUAAUAAAUCUAUCUGUAAUCGAAUAUAUGAA
Messenger RNA from Drosophila virilis, 1513 nucleotides. The record is from RefSeq and is a predicted model, not a curated record. Lineage: Eukaryota; Metazoa; Arthropoda; Insecta; Diptera; Drosophilidae.